AUGGAUGUGAAGAUGAGUGAGAAUGAAACUAGUUUGAUUUUUGUUAUCAAUGGUGAAAAGUUUGAGCUAUCCAAAGUGGAACCAUCAACCACUUUGCUUGAGUUCUUGCGUACUCAAACUCGAUUCAAGAGUGUUAAACUCGGUUGUGGUGAAGGUGGUUGUGGUGCUUGUGUAGUUUUAAUCUCUAAAUAUGAUCCGUUACUCGAAAGAGUCGACCAUUUUACUGCGAGCUCUUGUCUCACACUACUCUGUAGCAUACAUGGAUGUUCAAUAACAACAAGUGAAGGCAUUGGAAAUACCAAACAAGGAUUCCAUCCAAUUCAUCAAAGAUUUGCUGGAUUCCAUGCUUCUCAAUGUGGUUUCUGUACUCCUGGAAUGUCUGUUUCCCUCUUCGGCGCUCUUGUCAAUGCUGAAAAAAAUGAUUCUCUAAAGGCACCAGCUGGUUUUUCAAAAAUCAAUGUUUCUGAUGCUGAGAAGUCUAUUGCAGGUAACCUUUGUCGAUGUACUGGUUACCGACCGAUCGCUGAUGUCUGUAAAAGCUUUGCAGCCGAUGUUGAUAUAGAGGAUCUUGGUUUGAACUCUUUCUGGAGAAAGGGAGAUGGCAAGGACGAAAAGAUUAGUAAGUUGCCUCAAUAUGAUCGCGAUCGCGAUCACAAGAAUAUCGAAUUUCCGAUGUUUUUGAAGGAAAUAAACCAUGAUUUGUUCAUAGUUUCUGAGAAGCAUUAUUGGCACAAACCUACUACUUUAGAGGAACUUCAGAGGUUAAUUGAAGUAAACCAUGACAACGCAACCAAGAUAAAAAUUGUUGUUCAUAAUACUGCUAUGGGAUAUUACAAAGAUAGACAAGGUUAUGAUAAAUAUAUCGAUAUAAGUGGAAUUUCUGAGCUUUUAAAGAUCCAAAAGGAUCAAACAGGGGUUGAAAUUGGAGCAGCAGUGACGAUAUCUAAAGCCAUUGAAGUGCUAAGGGAAGAAAACAGAAGUGAUUUUAUCUCUGAUUUUGUUAUGAUACUUGAAAAGAUUGCUGACCACAUGAACAAAGUUGCUUCAGGGUUUAUUCGGAACACAGCAAGUGUUGGAGGCAAUUUGGUGAUAGCGCAAAAGAGUAAGUUUCCUUCAGAUAUCGCUACUAUACUUCUGGCCGCAGAUUCAAUGGUUCACAUGAUGACCGGUUCAAAGUUUGAAUGGCUUUCACUGGAGGAAUUUCUUAAGAGACCACCAUUAGCUUUUGAAAGUGUGCUUUUAAGCAUUAAAAUUCCAUGUUUGGAAACUAUUAAAAGUGAAUCUUCGGCACCAAGAAGUAGAUUCGUCUUUGAAACUUACCGAGUUUCUCCUCGACCGCUUGGAAAUGCACUUUCCUACCUAAAUGCUGCAUUCCUUGUUCAAGUAUCUUCAUGCAAGGAUACUGAUGGAACCAUAAUAGAUACUUGUAGGUUGUCUUUUGGUGGUUUUAGGAAUAAGCAUGCAAUCAGAGCUAAACAUGUUGAAGAGUUUUUAGCAGGAAAGCUGUUAAAUGUUAGGAACCUGUAUGAUGCUAUUAAUUUGCUUAAGGAUUCUGCCACUAUUACACCUCAAGAUGAAACCUCGGAAAAUGCUUACGUUUCAAGUUUAGCAGUUGGUUUUCUUUUUCAGUUCUUUAACUCACUCAGUUGCAGUUCUGCAAGAAUAACCAAUGGUUAUUUAAAUGGUUAUACUCAUUUGCCUUCAGUCAAGGCUUCUGAUAUAAAAGAGAAUCAUAAUCAGGCUACUUUAUUGUCGUCCGGGAAGCAAGUAAUUGUAGCAGGCAGCGAGUAUAGUCCAAUUGGCGAGCCAGUCAUGAAAUCUGGCGCUGCGCUACAAGCUUCAGGUGAGGCUGUGUUUGUGGAUGACAUUCCAUCACCAACGAAUUGUCUGCAUGGAGCGUAUAUUUAUAGUGAAAAACCACUAGCCAGGAUAACAAGUAUAAAACUCAGGCAAGAAUUGGAACAUGAUGGAGUGAGAGACAUCCUUUCAAGUAAAGACAUUCCCAAUGGUGGGGAGAACCUUGGAGUAAAGCCUGUAUUUGGUAGGGAACCUUUAUUUGCCGAAGAUAUUGCUAGAUGUGUCGGUGACCGUCUUGCCUUUGUAGUUGCAGAUACUCAAAAACUUGCAGAUUUGGCUGCAAAUUCAGCUUUGGUUGAUUACAGUAUUGAAAAUCUUGAACCACCUAUCCUAUGUGUUGAAGAUGCUGUUGAAAGAUCUAGCUUUUUUGAAGUUCCUCCAUUUUUACUUCCAAAAAAUCAAAUUGGUGAUAUAUCAAAAGGAAUGGCUGAAGCAGAUCACAAGAUUGUUUCUUCUGAGAUGAAACUUGGAUCUCAAUACUAUUUCUAUAUGGAGACGCAAACCGCACUCGCUGUACCAGACGAAGACAAUUGCAUAACUGUAUACUUGUCAAGUCAAAGCCCCGAGUAUGUACAUACUACUAUAGCAAGAUGCCUUGGUAUUCCUGAAAACAAUGUUAGAGUAAUUACAAGAAGAGUUGGAGGAGGUUUUGGAGGAAAGGCCAUGAAAUCUACAGCUGGUGCUGUAUCUUGUGCACUCGCAGCGCACAAAUUACAGCGACCUGUCAGGAUGUAUCUAAAUCGUAAAACCGAUAUGAUAAUGGUCGGAGGAAGGCACCCAAUGAAGAUAACAUACAGUGUAGGGUUUAAGAAUAAUGGGAAGAUUACUGCAUUACACCUUGAGAUAUUGGUCAACGCCGGAAUUUAUGCAGAUGUUAGUCCUAUAAUACCGGGCAACCUAGCAGGCGCGCUUAAAAAAUAUGACUGGGGUGCUCUCUCUUUUGAUAUUAAGUUAUGCAAAACAAAUCAUCCUAGUAGAUCUGCAAUGAGGGCCCCGGGGGAAUUGCAGGGAUCAUUCAUCGCAGAAGGUAUAAUAGAAAAAGUUGCAGCUACACUUUCAAUGGAAGUAGAUUCAGUCAGAAGCAUUAAUCUUCACACUUACACAAGUCUUAAGGAAUUCUAUGAGGACUCUUCUGGUGAACUUCUUGAAUAUACCAUGCCUUUAAUUUGGAACAAGUUAGCUGUUUCUGCAAACUAUGAACUUAGAGUUAUCAAAGUAGAAGAGUUUAACAGUAUUAACACUUGGAAGAAAAGGGGAAUAUCUCGAAUACCGGUUUUGCAAGAGAUGAAUCUAAGACCAACUCCGGCAAAAGUUAGUAUUUUAUCGGACGGUUCUGUUGUUGUUGAAGUUGGAGGAAUUGAAAUGGGUCAGGGUUUAUGGACAAAGGUGAAACAAAUGGCUGCGUUUGUGCUCGGCACAAUUCAAUGCGAUGAAAGUGGAAGUCUCUUGGAUAAAGUACGGGUUAUACAAGCUGAUACGUUGGGCAUGAUUCAAGGGGGAAAGACUGUUGGUAGCACAACAUCAGAGGCAAGCAGUGAAGCUGUUAGGCUUAGCUGCAAUAUCUUAGUUGAAAGACUAAAACCUAUCAAGAAUAAGCUCCAAGAGGAAACGAGUUCUUCUAUCAAGUGGGAGGAUCUUAUUCUUCAGGCAUACAAUCAAGCUGUUAAUUUAUCAGCAUCUUCAUAUUAUGUACCUAGUAAUAGUUCCAUUAGUUACCUCAAUUAUGGUGCUGCAAUUAGUGAGGUGGAAAUAGAUCUUCUGACAGGUGAAACAAGAUUUCUACAAACUGAUAUUAUCUAUGAUUGCGGACAAAGUCUAAACCCUGCUGUGGAUUUAGGACAGAUUGAAGGGUCUUUCAUACAGGGGUUAGGAUUUUUCAUGCUUGAAGAAUAUGAAACAAACCUUGAUGGUUUGGUGUUGGCAGAUGGCACAUGGAAUUACAAAAUCCCCACAAUAGACACUAUUCCUCAACAGUUUAAUGUUGAAAUCCUCAACAGUGGGCAUCACAAACAUAGAGUUCUCUCUUCCAAGGCAUCUGGUGAGCCACCCUUGCUUCUAGCAGCUUCUGUUCACUGUGCCACAAGAUCAGCUGUCAAUGAAGCAAGGAAACAACUUCUAUCAUGGAGCAACUUAGAUGGAUCAGAUUCAACAUUUCAGUUGGGGGUCCCUGCAACCAUGCCUGUUGUAAAGGAAGUCAGUGGACUAGACAUUGUAGAAAGGUACUUGAAAUGGAAAAUGCACAGCAAGUAA
Vicia faba (fava bean) is the source of this 4107-nucleotide messenger RNA. Lineage: Eukaryota; Viridiplantae; Streptophyta; Magnoliopsida; Fabales; Fabaceae. The record is from the annotation of a GenBank genome assembly.